Molecule: messenger RNA, 2740 nt
Organism: Arvicanthis niloticus (Nile rat)
Lineage: Eukaryota; Metazoa; Chordata; Mammalia; Rodentia; Muridae
Source: RefSeq, a predicted model, not a curated record
GAGUGGGUAUUAACGGCCCGUGACUGAGCACAAACGCCACCCACCAUCAUUCUAUGCUCAUUGGGGCGUUCGCCAUGCUUUAAUCAGUCAAUCAAGGCAGAUGCCUCUGCUUCCAGAUGUGUGUGUGUGGGGGGGGGGGGGGGUGAAGAGACCCUCUAGACACGCCCCCUGAGCUCCGUUAGCCAAUGGAGGAUGAGGAGGCGGGCCCGAGGAAACGGCAGCGCUGCGGUCCAAUGGGCUUCCGUCGGGGCCCCGCGGCUGGCUAAUGGGCGUGCCCCUCGGCGACGGUGGGAAGAGGCAGGGCAGCUGGGCCGUUGUUGGCUCGGGGCGGCCGAGGCGGCUGCGGCUGUGGCGGUGGCGUUCCCGCUGGGCUCGGAGUUUUCAGGAAGAGCUACGAUGGCCGAGUUUCCAGAUGACCAGGCUGCUAGGCUGUGUGAUAACUGCAAAAAGGAAAUUCCGGUGUUUAAUUUUACCAUCCAUGAAAUCCACUGUCAAAGGAACAUUGGUGUGUGCCCUGUCUGCAAGGAGCCAUUCCCCAAAUCUGACAUGGACACUCACAUGGCUGCAGAGCACUGUCAGGUGACCUGCAAAUGCAACAAGAAGUUGGAGAAGCGGCAGUUAAAGCAGCAUGCGGAGACCGAGUGUCCUCUGCGGCUUGCUGUCUGCCAGCACUGUGAUCUGGAGCUUUCUGUGCUCAAGUUGAAGGAGCAUGAAGAUUAUUGUGGAGCCCGGACAGAGCUGUGUGGCAGCUGUGGGCGCAACGUGCUUGUGAAGGAGCUGAAGACUCACCCUGAAGUCUGUGGGAGAGUGGAGGAGGAGAAGAGAACCGAGGUUCCCAUCCCUCCCGAUGCUUAUGACGAGUCUUGGAGUCAGGAUAGAAUCUGGAUUGCAUCCCAGCUCCUCAGACAAAUUGAGGCUCUGGACCCGCCCAUGAGGCUCCCUGGAAGGCCCCUGAGAGCCUUUGAGGCAGACCCUUUCUACAGUCGGACUGCCAGCCAGAGGAGCAUGACAGCCCAUUUUCCAAUUCAAAAUAAUCUUUUUGAAGAGCAAGAAAGGCAGGAAAGGAAUAGAAGCCGGCAGUCCCCAAAAGACAGUGCUGAGAAUAACGCGCACUUGGACUUCAUGUUGGCCCUGAGUCUGCAGAAUGAGGGACAGGCCUCCAGCAUGGUAGAGCAGGGCUUCUGGGAGUCCGUGUCUGAGGCUGACCCAGCUCGCGGUGGGCCCACAUCUCUAGGUGACAUGAAGGGUGCUGCUGCUGAGACUCUGCUGCCCUGUGAGUUCUGUGAGGAGCUGUACCCGGAGGAGCUGCUCAUUGACCAUCAGACGAGCUGCAACCCUUCACAUGCCUUGCAUUCACUCAGUACUGGCAGCUCUGCCAUCAGUGGGGUGGAAGAUCCUGGUACCAUCUUCCAGAACUUUCUACAACAAGCAACAAGUAACCAGUUAGACACUUUGAUGGGCCUGAGCAGUUCAGCUGCUGUGGAAGACAGCAUUAUCAUCCCCUGUGAGUUCUGUGGGGUGCAGCUGGAAGAGGAGGUACUGUUCCAUCAUCAGGACCAGUGUGACCAACGCCCAGCCACAGGAAACCGUCGUGCACUGGAGGGCAUCCCUACGCAGGAUUCUCAGCCUGAAGACACUGCACCAGAGCUGUCCAGGAGGCGGCUUAAACACCAGGGAGACCUGUCAUCUGGCUACAUGGAUGAUGUCAAGCAGGACUCAGUGAAAGGCUCCACCUACUCGAUGUCUCCCAACAGAACCAUGAACAGUGUGACUACCUGUAACCCACUGUUGAACUCAGCAUCAGGCCCCAGGCCUGACUGCCAGCGGAGCCCUCCUGGCGUGCUGAAGCUCAACAACUCAGACAGCCAGGACAUCCGUGGGCGGAUGCGGGGCAGCCAGAGUGGGCCCACCGCAUCUGGCCAUGUUCCAGUGAUCCACUCUAUUCGCAAUCUCUAUCCAGAAAACCUUGCGCCCUCUUUUUCUCAUGGCUCCCCUGGGAGAUACGGAGCCAGUGGGAGGAGUGACAGCAGCCGGAGCUCUCGGGCAGCUGCUAGCUACCACAGCAGAGCCGCAAAGGCAAAGCCUCCGAAGCAGCAGGGAGCAGGGGAUGCGGAGGAGGAAGAGGAGGAGUAAUGGUGACUGUGGGGGGCUCUUGCAGCCCACCCCUGUGCAUAGCAGUACAUGCUGGUGCAGUGUCCAACUGCCUCUCAGGCUCAUCGGGCAGGAGAGAUGCCAGAUUGUAAUUUUUCCUAGGUUAUGGCCAUUUUGUGUCUUUGAGAUUGUGCCGUGGGUAUUUGGGUUGGAGGGAGGGCUAGCUGGGAGGCCCGAGCUGCCAUUGUUGACCGGUAGUGCAAUCAGUGCAUCUGUGGCCCUCUUGGCCGGUAAGGGCUCCAUCCAGAUGUCAUCACCACUGCUGCAUGGUGCUUUGUGGUCCUGGUGGACAGAGAAGAGGGUUCUGGGGAUCUCAGAGAUACCAGAGAAGCAAUUCUCUCCUGGUGGGGGCCUAAGCUUGGGUUUGCAGCAUGGUAGGAACAAGUUGGACUAGAGGCCACCUUGGUGCUUGCAGGUCACUCACCCACCUCUCUCUGUUCCCGAUGGGGAAUGUACUGCUUCGUUCGUGCUGCCCCCCCCCAGGGCCAUACCUGCCCUCAUAAGAACUGAGGCUCCUGCCCCUUCCCUUUUUAUUUUACUGUUCUAAUUAUUUCCUUGUAAUUGAAAUAAAGUUUGUAUUUAGAGCUCA